Messenger RNA from Cheilinus undulatus (humphead wrasse), 2165 nucleotides. RefSeq names its product forkhead box C1a (gene foxc1a). The transcript has a single exon. Gene Ontology annotation, molecular function: RNA polymerase II cis-regulatory region sequence-specific DNA binding; DNA-binding transcription factor activity, RNA polymerase II-specific. The coding region runs from base 205 to 1638 and encodes 477 amino acids. NCBI's taxonomy places the organism in Eukaryota, Metazoa, Chordata, Actinopteri, Labriformes, Labridae. Gene Ontology annotation, biological process: anatomical structure morphogenesis; regulation of transcription by RNA polymerase II; cell differentiation. The record is from RefSeq and is a predicted model, not a curated record.
UCCAAAGUUCAGAACUUUUUCAAUGUGCGUUUCAUUGACACACAGACAUGGGGACGGCCUGAACGCAGCUGAGCUCCAGCACGCUGCUCUGUUGUUGAGACUUUUCCUCUUUCUCUUUUUGGAGGAGCUGUGACUUGUGCGUCAGAGGAGGGAGAAGUGGAGCUCUCCGUGUGCGUAAAGUUUGGAGCUUUUCUUUCUGAAGACAUGCAGGCCCGCUACUCCGUCUCCAGCCCGAACUCUCUGGGCGUCGUGCCGUACAUCAGCAGCGACCCGAGCUACUACAGGGCCGCAGCCGGUGGCGGAUACACCGGGAUGCCAGCACCUAUGAACAUGUACUCUCACGCGGCGCAUGACCAAUAUCCUGCAAGCAUGGCGCGCGCGUACGGGCCGUACACCCCUCAACCUCAGCCGAAGGAUAUGGUGAAACCCCCCUACAGCUACAUCGCGCUCAUCACCAUGGCUAUCCAAAACUCGCCUGACAAGAAGGUGACCCUGAAUGGGAUUUACCAGUUUAUCAUGGAGAGGUUUCCAUUCUACCGAGACAACAAGCAGGGCUGGCAGAACAGCAUCAGGCACAAUCUGUCCCUCAAUGAGUGCUUCGUCAAGGUGCCUCGUGAUGAUAAAAAGCCCGGUAAAGGCAGCUACUGGACCCUCGACCCGGACUCUUACAACAUGUUUGAAAACGGGAGCUUUCUGCGGAGGAGGCGGCGGUUCAAGAAGAAGGACGCGCUGAAGGAGAAAGAGGAGCGGCUGCAGAAGGACGUCACAGCGGUGUCGAGGCAGCAGGGAGGCCGGGAGCAGGAGCAGUCGGUGCAGGGCUCCAAGCCGGUGAGGAUCCAGGAUAUAAAGACUGAGAACGGGACAGUCACGCCUCCGCAGGCCGACUCGCCCUCUCUGAGCACCGUGCCCAAAAUCGAAAGCCCGGACAGCAGCAGCAGCAUGUCCAGCGGGAGCCCUCACAGCAUCCCCUCCAACAGAUCCAUCGGUUUGGACAGCUCCGAGCACCACCAGCACCAUGGCCAGGCCUCCACGCAGGGCUUCAGCGUGGAUAACAUCAUGACCUCCCUCAGGGGGUCUCCACAAGGGGCCACGGAGCUCCCCUCCGGCCUCAGCGCCUCCACCAGGACAGGUAUAACCCCAUCUUUGUCCUUAAACUAUUCUCCAAGCCAGACAUCAGUGUAUAGUUCCCCUUGUACCCAAAACUCUAUCUCCACUACCUCCAACGCCACCUAUCAUUGUAACAUGCAAGCCAUGAGCUUGUACGCCGGGGACAGGUCGAGCCACCUGGCGCCGAGCACCACCGUGGACGAAACGUUGCCAGAUUACUCCGUCACCACAACCUCGUCCUCCCUGAGCCACGCGAACCUAAACUCCGCGCAGGAGGGCCACCAUGCGCACCAAGGAAGGCUGACUUCAUGGUACCUCAACCAGGCCGGAGACCUGGGCCAUCUGGGCGCGACGUACCCCUCAGCGCAGCAGCAGAACUUCCACUCAGUCCGAGAGAUGUUCGAGUCCCAGAGAAUCGGCUUGAAUAACUCACCGGUGAAUGGGAAUAACAGCUGUCAGAUGUCAUUCCCACCGAGCCAAUCCAUCUAUCGCACUUCGGGAGCUUUCGUAUACGACUGCAGCAAGUUCUGACCAAAACAACAACAAAAACAAGCUCAGUAUUUUCCUCACGGUGUUUGAACUCUUUCAGUAAAGCCAACAUUUCCCCCACAUGGACUUUAAAUGAGACAGAAAACAAACAGAAAAGACUUGAUCUCGUUUUUUUCUAAACAACAGUGUUACUGCAAAUAACACGUAAGUCUCUUUUUGCUUUUGUGCCUUUAUUCUAUAUGUUAAGGAUAUGUCAGUUUUCAUGGACGUGUAAAUUGCAUAUAGUAAUUUAUUUCUAAAAAAUGUAGCCGGAUAUUAUGGACCAAACACCAAAAAGUGUUUUUAAAAAAUUGAAUUUCCUUAAGUGUCCAGAAAUUCUGUUCCAUUAUAAAAGUAAAAAAGGAACGUGUAUAUCGCCGUACUAUUUCAAAGAUUCUUCCUCUGUUGAAAAGUAUUUUGAAGGAUUUGUUUGUUUGUUUAAUAAAUUGUCAUUUUAUGUGAGUUUAAAGUUACGCCUCGUUUCUUGUAGACUUGAAUUAAGAAUAGUGAUAUUGUGUAAGUAACUGAGA